GACUAGCAACUGGACAGUCGUAGAAGUCGUGAAAGCAGAAACUUGGCACACUUUGCCGUAGUAGUGGGUAGUCUGACGCUAGCGUAAGUGUACGUCCGGAAUCUUGUAGAGGAGUCAAGUCCGAGUUCGAGUUCUAAAUAUAGAAUGUCUCGUGAUGGCCAAAGUUCGUCGCACCUCAAAGUUCAUCACAGGUAGCUGUCGCACCUGUUAAAAUAAAUUGAAUAUGGCUGGCUGACCCAAAGAGUUACCCACACACGAUGCUUUAAGAGUUAUCUACCCAUGCUGCCUUGAGAGUUAUUCACCCACGAUGGCACCAAAACUAACUGCUGAGAUUUAUAAUCGGUUUGUGGACUUGAUGCUAAUAGUUGGAAUUGAUGACAACACUGGCUUGAUAUUGGUCAACAAAGACCUAGAGAAUGACCGGUUUGAUCAGACCCUCCAGAACAUCUAUUACCAAGAAUACGAUGCCCAAGUUCUGGCCGCAGUUUCAGCAACGAAGGCCAUCCAUUUCCACCCGGAACUCCAGGAAGACCCCUUCUACCCGCCCCUACAGGUUUCUUCUCUAGAUAGCUCCGGAGAGCACGUGAUGCACUCGAUUCAGUUGGAGUCGAGAAUCCGGUCGCAGAGUUUCACGAUGAAGGAGAAGAAACGGUGCAUCACGGUGAGUGCGGAGGUGAUGAAGCGCCAUCUGUCGGAUAGGCAGUCCACGGCUAUUGGACAAGCAGAGCUACCACUGUCAGUCGAGACGAUACGAUCCGUGCCUUCUUUCUGUUUCCCAGACCAUGCUAAGGUGUAUUGUCAGAAGCCAGACACGCACGUCCAUUUCCUCGUGUUUACUGACGACUACGGGAGAAAGACAUACGCAACUUGUAUCACGUUCUACAAGCCAUAUAUCAUUCAGAAGAAUUUUGAAACAAAGACCAUUGAGAUGAGUCUUGAUGUGAAGAAUUCCGUACCUAUGUCGGACGAAAUCAAAGGAUAUUUACCACAGUGCUGCGUGCUGAUCUCAAAAUAUCCGUAUUUCUACACCAUGAAGGAGUGUCUGUCAUGUAUGGUUGAACACAUAAACCAAGACGUCCAGGAGAUGUUCACAUUCGUGAAGGACUACACUCACUUGUUGACAAUGGCUCCCGUCCCCCCGGCAGGCAAUGUGGCAAUUAGACUGAACCUAUUCCAUCUGAAGAUCGACCUGUACCCGGCCGACUGCCCGGAGAAGCCGGUGGUGGACAUCCCGCUCCACCUCGUCUUCCUCUCCUUCUCCAUCGACGACGUCCUCACCAUCUUCACGGCCAUCGUCACCGAGCAGCGCAUCGUCUUCCUGUCCUCGGCCUACAGCCUGCUCACCAUCAUCAUGGAGAGUUUUUUGCACUUCAUUCAGCCCUUCAAGUGGAGAUACACCUACGUGCCGAUCAUCUGCCAGACACACCUAGACUUGUUGGAGGCACCAGGCACUUUCAUGAUGGGGUGCCACGAAAGGCACUCGGAGUUAGUCAAACAGAUAUGUGGUCUCGUUGUUGUGAAUAUUGACAAUGGCACUGUGAGCGUUAAUGAGGAGACAUUGCCAAACUUUGAGAUUGUCACGAAAUCCAUCCCCAAGUUUCCGUCCGAACCCGCACUCCUCUUCAAGAAGGUAUGCAAAAAGAUCAAGUUUCAGACGGAACUGACUGAUGUCCAGAGACCGUUCUCUUAUAACCCAGAAUCCGAGAGAGAAUACCGGAUGAAGAAACGUCAGCAGUUUAACACGGAAAUUACCUUUGCCUUCCUCGAGCUGAUGGUCAACCUUUUCAGGGGAGUGCUGUCUGAACUACGGAUAGACCACCAGUUGUUUAACCAGGACGACUUUAUGCGCAGUGUUCCUGAAGAAAGUAAAGAGUUCUACAAACAGGUGUUCCAGACCGACAUGUUCAAGACGUUUAUUCAGGACCGACUAAACGAUAAGUCUGAUUUCUGGUCCGACUUCGAGGCCAAGACCAGACAGUACGCCAGGAGAGUCAGUAACCAGGAACCCUCAAACAGCGCGCCAGUGCGUACUCAGAAGCGAAAACUGAAGAAACAGGUUUCUGUUUCGGUGUGGCCGUCAUCCCUGCUGCAGAGGGAAUUCCAGAUAUUUAAACUGCCAACCUUGAACGACUCGGCCCAGUACAUUAGUAUGUGUGUACAACUUCUCACAAAGGCUCUUCAGGAAUGUCGUGACCUUGAACCGCGGGCGUCAUACCUGUAUUUGCGUGGAAUGUUCCUCGCCGCAGACGGGAAACUCAGCGAGGCUCUUGAAGAUCUAUACAGUCUGUCAUCUACUAAUGCACGACUUCUAGCUACGGAAUCAGUUCAGAAACUGUUCAAGCUGAUUCCGCGAGAGCACCACGCGGCGGUGCGCAGUCGGUGCCGGUCGUUCAACCUCGAAGUGAUGCGACAGACGUCGCAGGACAACAACCAUCUAGCCUCCACCCGACUCCGCACAGACUCCGUGUCCUUUCAGGUCAAGAUGCCCGAGACUGACCUAUCCAAGGAGGACUUUGUGACGAUGGUGAGUGUACACUGUAUGGCGGAUGACUACGACACGAUAUGCCGACUGUUCAACUCGCUAAUCAAGUUGGAUGGAGAUAUGUUCGUGGACAAACAGACAUUUGAGAGUUUCGUCUUGUGCUAUAAAGAGAAUCAGCACCUCUGUCAAAACAUUAACAUCAGCCACGGCAAGCUACAGGACCAGGAGUUCAUACUCUGUCUGUCGCAACUCAUCAAAACAGAUUUUGGCACUGGCAGAAUCGGACUCACUGACAAAAGGCUGUUCUUCCUGAAAGACGUGUCAAAUGCUUUCAAGGAAAUCAUAAAGCUGAGAGACAUCGCACACAUCGAGAUGCUACAGUCGAGGACAAUUCUCAACAAAGGAGAUAUACUUGUCAUAAAGAAUGAAGAUGGUUCUAUAAAGUUCACAGCAUCGUUGAAAGAAGAAAGAAACUGUUGGUACAUGCUUAUCGAGGAAAUGAGAUCAGGCAAGAUCGUUGCCGAGGCGAUGAAAGAUAUCUCCGCCAUUCAUGAAGCAAUGCUUAAUGUCCUGUUGGUGAAGGCUGUAAUACGCAUCAAAGAAGAUCUUGCCCUUCCACCAGAGUCGAUACGGUCGGUUGCCAACAAUCUCUGCUAUUUCACGGACUAUGUGAAAAAUGACCGACACCGUUUGCCAUUAAGUACCAUACAGGCCCUGCAACACAGAAUUGACCCAAAUUUUGGCGAGCAUCAGAAGCAUACUGUGGAAUAUCUCUUAUACGUGCCAGGAUGCAACACAGACCAUGACAACAGUCGACCUCCACGACUCUGGUGUUGUAUGAGUGAUGGAAAGAUCAAGGCGUUUGAUGCAACCAACUGGGAACUUGAGACUAGUGUAAUCCACACGAAGAAGGCAGUGACUUGUAUGGUUGCCGUCGGCAACAAGCAACUGUGGGCAGGGUCUUACGGGAUCUUUAUCAUCGACACGGAAACGAUGACCUGCAACAAGACUCUGACAGAACACCGCGACCUCGUCACAGGCAUUCAGCUCUCGAAAGACGGCAGGUACGCAUAUUCCGCGAGUAUCGACGCCGUGAUUAUUAAGUGGGAGAUCCAGACCCUGAAGAGCGUCGAACAGAUCCAUCUAGAAAACGUCAAGUGUCUUCGAUCGCUCAAACUGCGAGACGACAAACUGUGGUGUGGGACCUGGCAAGACAUUGUUGUCAUUGAUUUCCAUGGUAACCAGAAACAGUUAUUUCCAUUCAAGUAUGAGCCAAGAGAGCAAAGCAAAAUAUCACAAAUGAGCUGUUUUGAAAUAACUGACAAUGAGGUGUGGGCUGGGUGUCGUCGUGAAGGUCUAUUGCUUGUGUGGGAGCGAAACACGGCUCAGCUCAAGUCCACGAUACAGCUUGAUUGCAUGGGGAUCAGCACCAUGCUUCUGUCGGAGAAAAAGCUCUGGAUUGGCACUAAAGGAAAUCAGGUCGGCCUCAUCUACAUUUACAACACGGACACGCAUGAGCAGUUUAAACAGCUUCAGGCCCACGAUGACUCGGUUCGCUCGCUCUGCUGUGCCGAACUCCGCUAUGUCAUGAGUGGUGCAGGCAGUAAGGAUGGAAAGAUCGCUGUGUGGACUCCAAAAACGUUAGAGGAUUCGGACAAAUUCAGCGAACCUUCCGCAGGAAUAGUGUGAUGUUGAAACGUCAAGGCUUCGGACUGCACCGAAGUCAUGGUGAUAAACGUCGUUUAUUACCCACCCAGUGAACGUCUGAAUGCGUCAUAUAAAUUUUGUACUAAUCUGGUGGUGUGUAUUAUUAGCAAAAUUAUGUCAUUUAAGGAAGUGACUUCAUCUUCUCUGGUGUACUAUUAGCAAAAUCACAUCAUUUAAGAAAGUGACGUCAUCUUCUUUGGUCUAAGCUGUGUGCAUCCGCAUGUCCUGUUGAGUUAUUGUCAGAUUUAGCAUUAUUUGAUGGUGGGUAAUAAGUAAAAUAUCACUCAUGUUUUUGCUAGAUUAAAUAAAAAAAAAAAAAACCUUGUGAACUUCCCAAUGUAUCAUACCUCACAUUUGUUCGAUCAGAUACUAACAUGGGAAGUUCACUCAUUUCGUAAAUAUUUUAUCUAGCGAAAAUGAGUGUAGUAUUCUUUAUGUAAUAUGCACAAAAUCAAAUCUUUCGCCACAGAGAGAGUGUGAUACUAAAUAGUUCAGGCUUUGGAUGUCAGUAAAGUCAUCGACAUAAAUGUUGUGCUCAAAAUACAUAUACACAAAAUAAUCAUGCCCAUAGUAAACAGGGGUGCAGAAAUGGAACAUAUUUCACUAGGCCACCGGGCCAUAACCAACUAAAAUUUACUAACAUACAAUAAUUAAGAUAAGAUAAGAUAAGAUAAGAUAAGAUAAGAUAGAUAUUUUGACAACACAUUAUUAAGAACACCUGGUAAGUGAUCAACAUCACAUAGCAAACAAGAUCAAAAAGACAGACCACCCGUCAGACUGAUAGUUGCAUUCUUUAACUCGUCCGUCAGAAUGUUUACUCGCAUUUGGUGAGUGGGCGAGUACUUUCUGCACCCCUAGUAAGUACAAACAAGCUGACCUCAGAUAGUGCCAAUUUACACCUCGGAAUCACAGAAAUGUUAAGCAUUAAUUAGAUUAUGAUAAUGAGAAAUGCAUUUGUGAAUAAAUUGUUUUCAAGGUAUUAAUAAUAUCGAUGUGCCAAAAAGACUUCACUGUGAUUAAUUUCUCGCUCCAGCCAGUGCUCCACGACUGGCGUAACAAAGGCCAUGGUAUGUACUAUCCUGUCUGGGAUGGUGCAUGUAAAAGAUCACUUGCUGCUUAUCGAAAAGAGUAGCCCAUGAAGUGG
Messenger RNA from Gigantopelta aegis, 5333 nucleotides. RefSeq names its product DENN domain-containing protein 3-like. Gene Ontology annotation, biological process: regulation of Rab protein signal transduction. Bases 308 to 4171 code for a protein of 1287 amino acids. The transcript has 26 exons. The record is from RefSeq and is a predicted model, not a curated record. Gene Ontology annotation, cellular component: cytoplasmic vesicle. Gene Ontology annotation, molecular function: protein binding. NCBI's taxonomy places the organism in Eukaryota, Metazoa, Mollusca, Gastropoda, Neomphalida, Peltospiridae.